CGCCGCAGUUUUGACAAUUGUCUUUAAAGGUUUCCUUUAUUCCGCCUCUAUUAUCUUUGAUUUUCGCAUUUUACUAUUUGCUGGAGGUCCUUCCAAAUAUACAUAUAAUUGUAUCGUUUCCACUUUUCGAAAUCUAAAAGUUUAUAAGAAUUGAUAUUUGUGUCGAGAAGAAACGAUGGAGCAAGAGAAUAAAAAUCAAUUGGACGAUGUGCAGCGGCAGAUAUUUGAUAGAAUCUCCAAAAACGAUGUUGAUGGUUUCCAGCAGCUGAUAACCCAACUGAAGGGAUGUGUGGAUUUUGUGGAUGGUGAUGGAAUGACUCCUCUUCAGCAUGCUUGUUGCAAAGGUAAUAAAGAGGCUGUACAGACACUAUUAGAUAUGGGAGCUGAUAUAAAUUUUAAUAAACACGGCGCUGACUACACGCCACUACAUUUCGCGGCUCUAUCAGGCAACAUGGAAGUAUGCCGCCUUAUUCUAGAUGCUGGCAUAAACCCAAGCAGUUUGAACAGCGUCUCACGAACGGCAUCACAGAUGGCAGCUUUUGUUGGCAAUCAUUCUUGCGUGGAGACUAUCAACAAUUAUGUUCCACGCAAAACUCUAGAGUACUACACACGACCACAAGGCCAACAUAAAGAACCGCUAAUACCCCCUGGGCUGUUGGAUGCAUUUCAUCAUUUUGUUAUAGAAAUUAAUUUACAUCCAGUACGUAUUGCACUUAAUUUACAGUCAUUAGGUCUGCUCAAAAGCUUGCCGGGAUUAAAGAAAGCAUUAGAAUACAUGUGCGAAAAGGAGAUGAAGAAGCCCAAUGAUGUGAAUGAACUAAUGGCUUUUAAGUUUCACUAUCUGCGUUGGAUUGUGUCAGAAUUAAUGCGCUGUGACGAACAGUGUAAAGCACAACGUAAGGAAAAAUCUUCUGAAGGUGAUGCUGGAAAACACGACUUUGUGGAAUUAUUUAUAAAACGAGUUCUAAAAGAGAAUAAAAUUGGACAAUUGGACUACUUAGAGUUUACUCUACGCGAAUGUGUGAGAGAAUUUCCUUUCAGGGAAUGUACUGUGUUUCGGCAAGUUGUUUCUCAACUGGCAGCCAAGGAUCCUCAACCGGCAUUACUGGUAUUUCGCAAUGCUAUUAACGGCCAUCGCGGCUUUGGGGAUGAGACAUCAUAUUGCAGCUCGUGUGGAAAUGAAAAACCCGACAAGAAAUGCUCAAAGUGCAAACAAGUAAAAUAUUGCGAUCGAGAGUGUCAGCGUUUACACUGGUUCAUGCACAAAAAGACCUGCGCCAGACCUACCUCUAAUGCGUCUGCUUCAACUAGCACUUCAGCCGCGAAGGAGGCAAUCGAUACAAUUGAAUUACAAGAGGAAUUGUCAAAAAUUACCAGCAGCUAAGGAGAUCUGUCCAUAAGCGACAAAUGAAGAUUUUUGGUACCUUCACCCGUUCGUAUUCAGCCCAUCAAAAUAGAGCAUAUAGCUGUAUAGAUUUGACAUACCAGACUAUCUCUAAAUUAAAUAAGUGUCCAGUUUAUAGAGUCAAAUAAAAAAAUUUAAAUAUAAAACAAGUAGA
Molecule: messenger RNA, 1559 nt
Organism: Anastrepha obliqua
Lineage: Eukaryota; Metazoa; Arthropoda; Insecta; Diptera; Tephritidae
Product: ankyrin repeat and MYND domain-containing protein 2
Exons: 3
Coding region: 176-1384 (402 amino acids)
Molecular function (GO): protein binding
Source: RefSeq, a predicted model, not a curated record